Messenger RNA from Pelodiscus sinensis (Chinese soft-shelled turtle), 2246 nucleotides. RefSeq names its product urocanate hydratase 1 (gene UROC1). Gene Ontology annotation, molecular function: urocanate hydratase activity. Lineage: Eukaryota; Metazoa; Chordata; Testudines; Trionychidae. The record is from RefSeq and is a predicted model, not a curated record. Gene Ontology annotation, biological process: L-histidine catabolic process.
AAAAGCCAGAGAGUAAGCUGUUCAACAUCCCAGGUGUUCACAGGCCUCCCUCUCCCUUUCUCAUUCUCUUUGAACCAGCCUUAUCUUCAUCCCCUAUUUCUCCAGCAAACAUGACUAGCCUGAAGGAAAUUUGUGGGGGACUUCCACUACAUCCCUUGCCUGAAAACAGAGGGCAAAAGAAAGGAGUUCCUCAUGCACCUGUGAGAAUCCCCAACCUCACCGCUCAGGAAGAAAAGCUGGCUUUGCAGAAUGCCCUGCGUUAUUUCCCACCCGAAAUCCAUAAAGAACUGGCGCUGGAAUUUGCAGAUGAGCUGAAGCUCUAUGGCCAUAUAUACAUGUACAGAUUCUGUCCUGAAAUCGAGAUGAGAGCAUACCCCAUAGAGGAAUAUCCUUGCAAAACCAAACCAGCUGCUGCAAUAAUGCACAUGAUCAUGAAUAAUCUGGAUCCCUCAGUGGCCCAGUUUCCCCAGGAGCUUGUAACUUAUGGAGGAAAUGGACAAGUCUUCAGCAACUGGGCUCAGUUCUGGCUGGCAAUGCAUUAUUUGUCUGAGAUGACCGAAGAGCAAACUUUAGUGAUGUACAGUGGACAUCCUUUGGGUCUCUUCCCCAGUCAUCGGUAUGCACCUCGAUUAAUCAUCACCAAUGGCAUGAUUAUUCCCAACUAUUCCUCCAGAAGCGAAUACGAGAAAAUGUUUGCGAUGGGAGUUACAAUGUAUGGACAGAUGACAGCAGGGAGUUAUUGCUACAUUGGCCCCCAGGGAAUAGUCCAUGGAACUGUGCUAACAGUGCUGAAUGCAGGCCGACGCUACUUGGGUGUGGAGAACCUGGCCGGGAGGGUUUUUGUCACCUCUGGUCUUGGAGGAAUGAGUGGUGCUCAAGCCAAAGCUGCAGUCAUUGCUGGAUGUGUGGGGAUCAUCGCUGAGGUUGAUGAAGCUGCACUUCUGAAACGGUACAGACAAGGUUGGCUGAUGGAAAUCACCGAUAGCCUGGACCACUGCAUUGCUCGGCUCAGGGAAGCAAGAAAUAAUAAAUUUACCCUUAGUUUGGGCUACCACGGGAAUGUGGUAGAUCUUUGGGAGAGGCUUGUCCAUGAGCUUGACACAACAGGAGAACAGUUAGUGGAUCUUGGAUCAGACCAAACCUCCUGUCACAAUCCGUUCAGUGGAGGAUACUACCCAGUGCAGCUCAGCUUUGAGGAGGCAAAUCAGCUCAUGUCGACCAAUCCAGGGAGGUUCUGUACCCUGGUGCAAGAAAGUCUGAGGAGACAAGUGGCUGCUAUAAACAGGCUGUCUGAUAAAGGCAUGUUUUUUUGGGACUAUGGCAAUGCUUUUCUCUUGGAAGCUCAGAGAGCCGGUGCUGAUGUCGAGAAAAGAGGAGCCAAUAAAACUGAAUUCCGAUACCCUUCCUAUGUUCAGCACAUUAUGGGAGACAUUUUUUCCCUAGGAUUUGGGCCAUUCCGCUGGGUUUGUACCUCAGGUGACCCGCAGGAUCUGGCUACCACUGACUUAAUUGCCGCGUCGGUGCUUGAAGACGCUAUACAUCAGGGAGUCAGUGCAUCAGUGAAGCAGCAGUAUCAUGACAAUAUCCGCUGGAUUCAAGAAGCCGGAAAGCACAGCUUGGUAGUUGGCUCCCAGGCCAGAAUCUUGUAUUCUGAUCAGAAGGGUCGUGUGUCUAUUGCCGUGGCUAUUAAUCAAGCUAUUGCUGACAAAAGAAUUAAGGCACCAGUUGUUCUGAGUCGAGAUCAUCAUGAUGUAAGUGGCACCGACAGUCCUUACAGAGAGACCUCAAACAUCUAUGAUGGAUCAGCCUUUUGUGCAGAUAUGGCAGUACAGAACUUUGUAGGAGAUGCAGUUAGAGGAGCAACUUGGGUUGCCUUACACAAUGGUGGUGGAGUUGGUUGGGGUGAAGUGAUAAAUGGAGGAUUUGGCCUUGUUCUGGAUGGAUCAGAAGAGGCUGAGGAACAAGCUAAAAUGAUGCUCAGCUGGGAUGUUUCCAAUGGAGUGGCUAGACGCUGUUGGUCGGGAAACAGUAAUGCUUAUGAAACGAUCUGCCAAGCAAUGGAAGAAACUGAUAAAUUAAAGGUGACUCUCCCACACAAGGUGGAAGAUGAAAGCAUUGUGGAGCAAGCCCUACAUCGUUAAUUGUAUUCUGAAUUCAUUGUGCUCCUUUCAGGCACACUUUGAAGUUGUGGUCUUGUUACCCUACCUCAUUGUCUGAUAAGAUAAUAAAUGCAAGGUUCUCUCCCA